Molecule: messenger RNA, 468 nt
Organism: Oreochromis aureus
Lineage: Eukaryota; Metazoa; Chordata; Actinopteri; Cichliformes; Cichlidae
Product: transcription factor Adf-1-like
Exons: 3
Coding region: 7-468 (153 amino acids)
Biological process (GO): regulation of transcription by RNA polymerase II
Cellular component (GO): nucleus; transcription regulator complex
Source: RefSeq, a predicted model, not a curated record
UUCAAUAUGGAGGAAAGGCUCAUCAAAGCCGUAGCCAACCACCCGGAGCUGUAUGACACCAGCUACUUUCUCUACAGAGACAGGAAUAAAAAGGACCUAGCUUGGAGGAAGAUAUGUGAAGAGAUCGGGCAACCUGAGGACAUCUGCAGGAAAAAGUGGAAGAGCUUCAGGGACACAUACGUCAAGGAGAAGAGGAGUGGGUCUGCAGCAGGAUCGGGGAGGGAAUGGAAGUUCUUCGCGGUCAUGGGGUUUCUGGACCCCUUCCUCACCCCGCGGGAGACUAGCGGCAAUAUGGUGGGGACCGUGGAGAACAUCCCCGCCGAGGACCAGGGCCAGCCCGAAGAGGCAGCAGGGGAGUCCCAGUCAGAAGAGCCAACUGAUUCUGCAGCAGAGCCAUCCCCUGUUGCUUCUCCUGGCUCCCCAGUCCCUGGUCCCUCCACUCGUGCUGCUGCACCCACAGGUAUGUAA